AUGAGUAGAUUUCUGAGACGGCGGUGUCCCUUCACGCGCGGACGUCUAGAAGCCUUGUUUGACGUUGAUCGAAAACGUGGAAAUUAAACCCAACUAUGGCAAAGGAAUCAAGGCAAAAACGAGACUUUGCGACUAAAUUUAAAGAAUACUAGUUUGUAUGAAAUGUCCGAAACGAACAGAGCGAGGAGUCUUUUGUAUACGACCACAAACUGAAUGGAGAGAGAUUUGACUUAUUUUGCUUUGUAUUUGUUUGUGAUUGUACUUCACUCGCUAUCACUGGGCUUUCUUAUCACUUACUUUCCAACUUUUUUCUCCAUCAAAAAAAGAGAACAAUUAAGUUUAAUUUUAUUUUGGGUUUACUAGGUAAUAGUAGAGAGAUUUUGUCUGCAGCGGUACUAGAUUCGACCGAUGCAAAGUGUAUAAAUACUUUCAUUGAGCUAAUUUUCAUUUAUAAUCGUAGAUUAACCUUAUUUUACAAGGAACUCACUGGCUGGGUUGAACAGUUAUAUCGACGAAUUCCGACUACCGCAAAUAUUGCUAUAUUUAUAACUGAAUCAAAAACAAAUACAAAACAGAGACGUUCACAUAAUUUCCACUGUUUCCUAAUUAAAUAAGAAUUAUUUUACAAAAUCCAAACUUUAUUGAUUGCCCAAUAUUUUGCUCCAAAUGCUACACAUUUUUUAGUAAUUCAUGACUGUUUUUAUUUGAAAGCGUCCUUCCAACCUUAAUUGUAUGUUUCCCUCAUUCGGAAGGCAAAGGAUAACAAUCAUGUAUUCUCAUGAUCAUUUCUUUAUCUGUCAACAAGUUCAGCUAAUUUAUUGGAGGACUAAAUUAAGAAAACAAAGAUAUUGUCUAAUAUUAUGAUGAUCUAGUUAAUACCACCCAAAGCAAGUUAUGUUAUUUGUUUUAAAAAUUUUGAUCAUGAUUAGGACCAAGUGCUAGUAAAUCUCAGAUACAAUGAUAAUUUUAUUGUUAGCAAAUUUUGCUGAUAUACUGAUAGUUCUUCCUCAUGAAGUAAUUUUUGUUGCACUGCACUUUCAGUCAAUCAAUGAAAUGGACUGAAGAACACGAAUUGCUUAUGUUGAGGGAAUUGAUGCUUUUGCAGCCAUGGCUGCACAAGAAAGGAACUAGUGAGAGAGGAGAUGAUUGGGAAAAGCUGGCAGUAUCCUUAAAUGCUAUUCCUUAUCCCCAAUUCCGUGUUACUCAACGGUCUGUUCGUGACCACUAUAUUCAACAAUGGAAAAGAGAAGAAGGAAAAAAGUCAGGGAAGAAGACAGAGCCUCGGGUAUUGCCCCUGAAGAGGACAAGGAACUAGAUCAACUGCUAGAUGAAACCAUUGAACUCUUUGAUGAGUCUGACAAAAUCACAGAUCAAACAAAACAAAAGCAGGAAGAAGAAGCAAAGAAAGCAGAGGAAAUGCGGAAGAGAUCAUUGGAAACUUUUAAAGAUAGCGCCAAAAGGAAUGCCGAUGAACAGCAAGGAGCAAGACCGAAAAAGGGUAGAGCUAGUGGUGCAAGCACUCUGGCCUACCUGAAGGAUAGGGCAGAAGUAGAAGCUACUUUAAAACGUGAUGAAUUGGAGAUAAAAAGGCAAGAGUUAGCACUGCAAGCAAAGGAGCAGGAAGGAAGACAACAGCAGUUUGAUAUGAUGAACAAGCAAACUAGAGAUAUUCAGCAGCUUCAGCAGCAGCAAAUGCAGCAGUUUAUGCAAAUGAAUGCAAACAUGAUGCAACAGCACUAA
Messenger RNA from Porites lobata, 1740 nucleotides. Lineage: Eukaryota; Metazoa; Cnidaria; Anthozoa; Scleractinia; Poritidae. The record is from the annotation of a GenBank genome assembly.